Messenger RNA from Rhinichthys klamathensis goyatoka, 1236 nucleotides. RefSeq names its product ISY1 splicing factor homolog (gene isy1). The coding region runs from base 107 to 964 and encodes 285 amino acids. NCBI's taxonomy places the organism in Eukaryota, Metazoa, Chordata, Actinopteri, Cypriniformes, Leuciscidae. The record is from RefSeq and is a predicted model, not a curated record. The transcript is spliced from 11 exons. Gene Ontology annotation, biological process: mRNA 3'-splice site recognition; generation of catalytic spliceosome for second transesterification step. Gene Ontology annotation, cellular component: catalytic step 2 spliceosome; Prp19 complex; post-mRNA release spliceosomal complex.
CAUAGCUGGCGUGCCGGAAGUUGUCCAGUGUAGCCGCACGUCAUAUCCGUGCGACGAGCGCGCUCACCGUUGAGCUCACGGAGGAUUGAACAUCUGAACCACAAACAUGGCUCGAAACGCAGAAAAGGCCAUGACGGCUCUGGCCAGGUUUCGUCAGGCGCAGCUGGAAGAGGGAAAAGUGAAGGAGAGAAGACCUUUCCUGGCGUCGGAGUGUAAUGAGUUGCCCAAAGCCGAGAAGUGGAGGAGACAGAUCAUCAGUGAGAUUUCCAAGAAGGUUGCACAGAUUCAGAACGCCGGUCUGGGCGAGUUUAAGAUCCGCGACCUCAACGAUGAGAUCAACAAACUGCUGCGAGAGAAAGGCCACUGGGAAGUGCGGAUCAAGGAGCUCGGCGGACCGGACUACCGGAGAGUGGGGCCGAGGAUGCUGGAUCACGAGGGUAAAGAGGUUCCGGGAAACAGAGGAUACAAGUAUUUCGGCGCCGCUAAAGACUUGCCUGGAGUCCGAGAGCUGUUCGAGAGCGAGCCCGUUCCGCCGCCCAGGAAAACCCGUGCGGAGCUCAUGAAGGACAUCGACGCCGAGUAUUAUGGGUAUAGAGAUGAAGACGAUGGUGUGUUAGUGCCGCUGGAACAGGAGUAUGAGAAGCAAGUGAUCGCCGAGGCGGUGGAGAAGUGGAAGGCAGAGAGAGAGUCUCGACUAUCAGCAGGAGGAGUGAAGGACACGGAAGUGGAGGAGGAGGAGGAACACAUCUACGCCGUCAGAGAUGAAGAGCAGUCCGACGACGAGGCGGGAGAGCCGAUGGAGGGAGAGGAUGCGCAGUCGUUCUUCGCUCAUGUCCCGGUUCCCUCGCAGAAGGAGAUCGAGGAAGCCCUGGUGAGGCGGAAGAAGAUGGAGCUUCUGCAGAAAUACGCCAGCGAGAGUCUGAUGGCCCAGAGUGAAGAAGCCAAGACCCUGCUGGGGUUAUAGUGGACCUGAUGAUGAUCGACCAGAGCCGUGGCUUUAGAGGAGGAGCUCACUUCAGAACUAACAUCUCCGGAUAAUGUACUCUCUCCACGUCAUCCAAGAUGUUCAUGUCUUUCUUUCUUCAGUGGAAAAGAAAUGAAGGUUUUUGAGGAAAACACUCCAGGAUGUUUCUCCGUAUAGUGACUUCAAUGGGGUCCAACGGGUCGAAGGUCCAGAUGUGAGUUUCAGUGCAGCUUCAAAGUCUCGACACGAUCCCAGCCGAGGAAUAAGAGUCU